Opisthorchis viverrini is the source of this 1083-nucleotide messenger RNA. RefSeq lists its product as hypothetical. NCBI's taxonomy places the organism in Eukaryota, Metazoa, Platyhelminthes, Trematoda, Opisthorchiida, Opisthorchiidae. The coding region runs from base 1 to 951 and encodes 316 amino acids. The record is from RefSeq and is a predicted model, not a curated record. The transcript has 8 exons.
AUGAACUGGUUGGGUUAUUGCUUGCAACAUAUUAUGGCAUCCCGAAGAGCUCUCCACUUCGUUUUCAAAAUUGGCGACAGGAAACGUAGUAUUGAUUUUCUGAAGGAUGUUUUGGGAAUGACGGUACUGCGCCAUGAAGAGUUUGCAGAAGGAUGCAAGGCUUUUUGUAACGGACCUUAUGACGGAAAAUGGAGCAAAACUAUGAUUGGUUACGGUCCGGAGGACAAUCACUUCGUACUGGAACUCACGUACAAUUAUGGCAUCGGCUCUUACAAAAUGGGAAAUGACUUUCAGUAUAUUCAAAUCGAUCAGCCCGAGGCGUUUAGCCGUUUGAAGAGUGGAUCGUGGCCCAUCAUCUCUUCGUCAACCGAGUGUGUGGAAACAGAAAUGCCUGGUGGCUAUCGCUUUCGCAUUUACAAUCGUGAACCAAACGGUGACCCGGUCAAAUUGGUUGCUUUGUCCUCUUCUGUACUACAACGUAAUCCCCUCCGAUCUGCUUAUUUUAUAGACUACUGGUCAAGAAAGUGUGGAAUGCAAUUGUUAUCUUCUACAGAUACAGAGGCAACUUUAUGCUUUGAUCCAGCGCAGUGUCACCUGAAAUUGGUUGCUAUUAACCAACUUGUGGAUCACGCAAGUGCGUUUGGUCGAAUCGCUUUUGCAUGUCCCAAGAAACAGGUUUGCUUGGAUUUGAUGGAGUUGCAGAGCCUUAUGGACGCGGAAAAAGAAACCAUCUUGAAGCGUCUGGUCAGUCUAGAUACACCCGGGAAAGCCACAGUUGAGGUUAUCAUUCUCGCGGAUCCUGAUGGCCAUGAAAUUUGCUUUGUUGGUGAUGAAGCAUUCCGGCAGUUAUCCCAGAUGGAUCCGAAUGCUGACAAACUUCUCCUUGAUGCCAUUCAGUUGGACAAAAGCGACGAUUGGUUCCGUAAACAUGGUGGCAAGGCUACCCAGUAGAUGAUCGCCCGCAAAACUCGCUCGUGAUACUAUCUUUCUCUAAUCAACUUACCAUACAUAGGCUUGAUUACUACUUUUGAUAUUGAUCGACACAAUCUUUUCAAAAAAGUUGAAUACAUUUGUUUAUUUUUC